AUGUGCUGCUUACUAGAACAUAUUUUCAAAAUUUUGGUCAUCGUCACCGGAAUAGUUCUGAAUUUACUUAUUUCAAAUGUGGAACAUUGCUAUGUGGUCUGGACUUUUCAUAGCUAUUGCGGAACUUUAAUGAUCGUAGUCAAGAUUAAGGAUCUCUGUUAUCUACAUUGGUGGCUUUUGAUGACGUUGAUCUAUAUAUUAGCUGGUCUCAUUCUUCAUUUGGUUAUAUUGGACUACCACAGAGUCGACUUUGGUACCACUGAAAAGAUCCAAAACUACUUCGGUCUGGGGUUUAUGUUAAUUAGCUUAGUUACAGUCACUGCCUAUACUAGAUCCAUAAGGCCACCUGAAGAUACGUACGUUAUUGAAACCGAAGGCGAAGGAGAAGACAAUUUAACUGUAAAUGUACACUAA
Messenger RNA from Drosophila takahashii, 414 nucleotides. The record is from RefSeq and is a predicted model, not a curated record. NCBI's taxonomy places the organism in Eukaryota, Metazoa, Arthropoda, Insecta, Diptera, Drosophilidae.